AUGACUACACAGAUGCAGCUGGUGCUAGUUCAAGUACUAGAAGUCCACACCGACACUGUUCCGGCUGGUGGAACUGCUGCUAGGAAAAAUUGGACAAACACAAAUCGCUGCUGUAGUCACACGUUUCGUAGUCGUCCGUGCUAUUUGCAUUUUCCCACAAGAAAAUAUGGUCUCGCCUUUUAUCUCAUAGGUAUUUUCUUUAACCUAGACCUUUACUACCCUGGUGGCUUUGAAAAACAGAACGCUCGAAGGUUGUUUGAUCAUCUUCGUGUUGUGCAAGGACACUUUUUGCGACCUCGCAGAAUGAACACCGCUGCACGGCCGGAGAUCAUGAUCUUCUUCCAAAAUUUUCCGUACAUUAGAAAUUCGUAUUUCACCAAUUAA
Amoebophrya sp. A120 is the source of this 384-nucleotide messenger RNA. The record is from the annotation of a GenBank genome assembly. NCBI's taxonomy places the organism in Eukaryota, Dinophyceae, Syndiniales, Amoebophryaceae.